CCGGCGCGCUCUCGAGGCCACCGGCGCCCAGAGCACCAGUCCGCUAUUGGGUGUCAAUGAUCUGCAAGCCAGGCUAGCUCUCUCGAGGUCCAGGCUAACUCUUUCAAAUGCCAGAGGGGGCCCGCACGAGCCAGCCAAGGAAGCUGAGAGCCCAGGAGCCAAGCUACUGCACUCACCAGCGCACGACUGGAUAAAGGACAGCUUCGGGGUGCUGGAGAACCCAGAGAACCGAGUGUUCGUGGAAAGCAAGAUGUCACAGUAGAUUCUCGGCCCCCAGAGCCCACCAAGGUGAGAGGAAGAUCUCUGCUUGGUUCUACGCUGACAGAAAAGCAGCCAUGGAAAUGGCAUCUGAGCAAGCCAAUGGGAGUCAACUAUGGAUACCCUCUCCAUUCGACAUCAAUGGCUCACUGGGGUCAAGCAAUGGCUCCAACCAGACCGAGCCGUACUACGACAUGACAAGCAACGCAGUCCUCACAUUCAUCUACUUCGUGGUGUGCGUUGUUGGGCUGUGCGGCAACACGCUUGUCAUUUACGUCAUCCUCCGCUACGCCAAGAUGAAAACCAUCACCAAUAUUUACAUCCUCAACUUGGCCAUUGCAGAUGAACUCUUCAUGCUGGGGCUGCCCUUCUUGGCCAUGCAGGUGGCACUGGUCCACUGGCCCUUCGGCAAGGCCAUCUGCCGGGUGGUCAUGACUGUAGACGGCAUCAACCAGUUCACCAGUAUCUUCUGUCUGACGGUCAUGAGUAUCGAUCGUUACCUCGCCGUGGUCCACCCUAUCAAGUCAGUCAAGUGGAGGCGGCCCCGGACAGCCAAGAUGAUCAAUGUGGCUGUGUGGGGCCUCUCUCUGCUGGUCAUCCUGCCCAUCAUGAUAUAUGCUGGCCUCCGGAGCAACCAGAGGGGGAGGAGCAGCUGUACCAUCAACUGGCCAGGUGAAUCUGGGGCGUGGUACACAGGGUUCAUUAUCUAUGCCUUCAUCCUGGGGUUCCUGGUACCCCUCACCAUCAUCUGUCUCUGCUACCUGUUUAUCAUUAUCAAGGUGAAAUCCUCUGGAAUCCGAGUGGGAUCGUCCAAGAGGAAGAAGUCAGAGAAAAAGGUCACCCGCAUGGUGUCCAUCGUGGUGGCUGUCUUCAUCUUCUGCUGGCUCCCUUUUUACAUCUUCAAUGUCUCGUCCGUGUCCGUGGCCAUCAGCCCCACCCCUGCCUUGAAAGGCAUGUUUGACUUUGUAGUGAUCCUCACCUACGCCAACAGCUGUGCCAACCCCAUCCUAUAUGCCUUCUUAUCUGACAACUUCAAGAAGAGCUUCCAGAACGUUCUCUGCUUGGUCAAGGUGAGUGGUACCGAUGAUGGGGAACGGAGCGACAGUAAGCAGGACAAAUCCCGGCUGAAUGAGACCACAGAGACCCAGAGGACCCUCCUCAACGGAGACCUCCAAACCAGUAUCUGAGAUAGCCGGAAACCUACCAUGCACGCACACACACAAGCCAAGCCUGCCUCCAGGCAGUGCGUUUCCCACUCACCUGCUUCCUGCCUCCCCACCCAUCCUAGCUGGCUUGUUCUACAUGAGCCCAGUUCAGAGGGCAGGAUUUGAGUCUAUUCCGCUGACUACUUCUCCCUUAAAGUGAACAUUUUCCUACAGGCAGACAAUUCAAAGCCUGGAGAAGAGGACAUCAUUGCCUGGGUGUGAUGUUGAAGAAAGCAGCCGCCCAGGAGAAAUCGGGGGGAAAAAAAAACAAACUAAACUAAACCAAAACCUGUGAAUGUGUGCUUAUACACUACGUAAUCUUGUGGUCUGACAUUUACAUUUGUACAUUCCUACCUAGUCUCUUCGAAGCCAGUACAUACAUGUUCCGUGAUUGUAAACUGAAGUAGUUAGUUCAUGUGUGUCUAGUAUAGGUGAACAUCUACCGCAACACUCAACCUAAAGAAAUGGACCCGCCACGACAAAACUAAUCAAGUUUAAGCUUCCAGCAUCUCUCUUGCAUGGGCCUUUCCCAGACCCAGGAGGAACAUGAGCGGUAUGUUCGUAUUAUAGUAUGUUUUUGUAAAAAAAGAAAAAAAGGAAAGAAAAAAGAAAAAAUGGUGAAAGCAAGGUAUUUUUGUAUUGUUCUUCCUAGAGGGCCCCUAAGCUAAAUAAGGGUCUCGCCUCACAGGUGCUGCCCCUGAGUCUGGACAGUUGUUUCACCAAUUUCAAACAAGUUAGGUUCGAGUAAAACAGAGAGGAGCGCACUGUGAGAGUCAGAAUAUAAAUGGGAGUUCGCCUCUAGGACACAAUCAGUUACUCAUUUACCCAAAAGAACUUCAAGGGUUGUAGUCAUUGACCACUGUGUUUAUCAAGACAAAGCAUGCUUUGUUAUCAGACUGAAUUUUUCUCUCCUCGGAUUGCUUUAGUUUUACUUAGGGAGACAUUGGGGAAGGGGUGGGAUCGGUGACCUGAAAGGCAAAAAACAGACUAUGAUUCUUGUGGACAAACAAUUUGCUCCCCAACAUACAUGCAUACACACACACACACACACACACACACACACACACACACACACACACAAAUGAGAAGAAGAAAAAUGAAGUAGAAUUAUCCCUUUAAGAGAAACCUGGAAAGCGUUUUGUUUUUAAUGCCAGAUAAGACCCCUUAAUGAAAGAAAACAGAAAUGUAACUUGACAGCUCCUCAAAGGCGUUUUGGGGUUUUGCUGUUGUUCUUGGUUUGGGGAGAGGCUGUUCUUUCUUCCUGUCUAUGUACAUGUAUGUAU
Messenger RNA from Myodes glareolus (Bank vole), 2746 nucleotides. It is a transcript of the gene Sstr2, whose product is annotated as somatostatin receptor 2. Gene Ontology annotation, cellular component: neuron projection; plasma membrane. The record is from RefSeq and is a predicted model, not a curated record. Lineage: Eukaryota; Metazoa; Chordata; Mammalia; Rodentia; Cricetidae. Gene Ontology annotation, molecular function: neuropeptide binding; somatostatin receptor activity. Gene Ontology annotation, biological process: cellular response to estradiol stimulus; neuropeptide signaling pathway; cellular response to glucocorticoid stimulus.